CUAACUGCUAGCAAUCCACUACUUGUCCAAAACGGAAAAUUAACCGUUUAGUGGAUAGAUUUAGCUAAUCUUCAACAUUUCACCAUCUGUAUGAGCGAGAUUAGUUUAACCGUACACGAUCGGUUUUAACCAGCAAACGCUAACGAGUGCCGAUAGUAGUCAAUCGAUCAACCUGCGGUUAGCUAAGCUAGCGUUAGCUAGUAAUGUUAGCAAGCCAACGUUUCCAAACCUUGAGUUCUUUCUUUAUUUUAUAUCAAGAACCACGUGUUUGCCUGACCCUGUCAAUAAAAGUAACACAAUUUCCUGAUUCUCAUCAAAAUGAUUGCUGUCAGAUAUCUAAACUAUAAUGAAAACUAAAGAAAAGAGUACACAUGAUGUCUGCUGCAGAGACAGUAGAAAAUGCCUCCAUCAUGUCAGAGAGUGCGGCCCAUGACGGAAACCGCUUGUGGAUAGGCAACAUUGAUCCCAAAAUUACAGAGUAUCACCUGGUCAAGUUGUUGGAGAAGUUCGGCAAUGUGAAACAGUUUGACUUCCUGUUUCAUAAGUCUGGGCCUUUGGAGGGACAGCCACGGGGCUACUGCUUUGUCAACUUCAACACCAGAGAGGAGGCAGAGAGGGCGAUCCAGUGUUUAAAUGGGAAGCUAGCUUUAUCUAAGAAGCUGGUUGUGCGCUGGGCGCAUGCACAGGUGAGGAGGUUUGAAGGUUUCCGCAAUGACAAAACGAUGCCACCGAGCCUGGAGCCGUCAUGCAGCGGGGCGGCCGAGGAUGGACCCGUAACUGCCAACCACCUCAGUACGAGUGCUAAGAUCCGCGCCAUCGAGGCCAAGCUCCAGAUGAUGGACGAGAAUCCAGAUGAUGACUACUCGGGCCCGUCGGCCUACGUUUACAACAAACCGCCAGAGAGGAAACGCUGGGAGCCCUACUCUAAAUCACACCACAAUAACCAGAGCAGGCCCUUCCGCAGGUUUAGGAGAUGACCCAUCCUCCUACUCAUUCUGGAGCCCCCCCCCCCCCCCCCCCCCCUCACACCUCAGCCCCCACCUACACACAAACAGACUCUACACGAGAUACUUUAAAGACUGUACACACUGGACUCUUUGGGAGUAAUCAGCAAUCACGGACAAGUACCGAAAGUGUUUUUUCUUUUGUUUUGGUUUUGGUUUACAGUUAUCAGGUAUUAUUUAGUCAUAAAUGCCCCAUACCUGACUGCUGUGCAGGUUGGAUCCCUUAUCAGUCUGCUUUCUCACUUUUGCAGAGAUGUAAUGCAGUUGAAUCAUACAGCAGCUGUGAGUCACAUGAUGCGCAGCUGCCAGGAGAGAGAAAUGUUGUUAUUAAAGAGUCUAAAUGCCGAUUCUCUUAUUGUUUUUGACAUGUUUUACUUUCAGAUCAAAUUAUUUAAAGGUGAAAUACAGUUUUAGUCUUUAUUCAAGACUUCAAUGAAGAGGAAGAAAUGCAAAGAUUUGUAACAGGUUUGUAUUCAUGGAGUUCAAAUGAUAAGCCACUCAGCGACACUUACUGUGAGCUGCAGUGUUUUUGUGUGGCAUUGCUCUUUUUCUAAUUGUAUGUUUUUUCUUUUUCUUUCUUGGAUUCAAUUUUUAUACAACUGUAGCCCUCUUUUUUUUUUACUGACUUUUUUGUGUUCUGUUGAGUUUGGGAAUUUCCCUUGCCACAGUCUCUUUAUUUUACGAUUAAAGGCUAAUAAAUAUGUCAUCUGCA
Molecule: messenger RNA, 1716 nt
Organism: Cottoperca gobio
Lineage: Eukaryota; Metazoa; Chordata; Actinopteri; Perciformes; Bovichtidae
Gene: rbm18
Product: RNA binding motif protein 18
Exons: 6
Coding region: 372-977 (201 amino acids)
Molecular function (GO): RNA binding
Source: RefSeq, a predicted model, not a curated record